UUCGGGGACACACUUUGAAGGAGCGAAAAAAGCUAGAGGUUUAUUUUGUGUAUGCCUUUGUAUAGAGUUUUACAAACUAUGCCUUAUUGGUCAGUAACAAACUGUUAUUCCAUAAUAAUUGGUCAGUCCAGAGAAGGUGUCUAGGUGCAGGGAAGAGUUUUUUGUGAAAUACCGUUUUCAUUAUUAUACUGAGACAGUUGGCAGUUGUUGAAGCAGGUGCAAGAAACUGUCCUAAUCUGUAGAAUUCUUUCACAGGGAAACACGUUGUUUCUUGCCAUUGCAGGACUCUGUUCUCACAAAGAGUUGGUAGCAUUCUCACAGUUUAUGUCACAUUAAGUCAGAAUUCAGUCUGUGAGGCCUGUACAGGCCUGCUGUUAGCCACCACAAAGGAAUGGCUUGAGUUCUGGUGUUUCCCAGUGGCUGAUGGUAUCUCUUCUGCAUAUUUUAUGAGACUCUGUGAAACUUUCUCAUUUCAGCUCCUGGCUCUGGCAGAACAAGCCUUGCUGCUAAAACUUCAGAUCUGGAACCAGAUCUCAAGGAAAGGACCCUGUUUAAGGAACUGGACUAAUCACCUGAAUCCACCCUUAGGAGCAGUUUAACUCAAGCACGUUGACAGGAGCAAGAAGGGUGUUUUUGGGAAUGUGAUGGCGGGUGCUCAAGAGGAUGGCAGGUUUAGAGCCAAAUCCAUGCAACACACUGGCCACACUGCUCAGAAGAAGCCUUCAAAUACAUCCCAGGGAGCAGGAAGGGUACAGCCAGGGAACAUCAUGAUGCUUCCUGCUUCUACGCAGACUAGUGGCAGGCUCCCACUUUCAGGCUCUGGUCACCUAAACCCAGAAAGGAACCAGAAGCCUGCACAGGGGACCGUCACUGCUGCAGCAGCUCAGGUGGAAAGUGACCUCCCUCCUUCUGGAGCACCUCAUUCUCUGAAUAAUGGCCUGCAGGGCAGGCCAGUCUGCCACAAGGAAAACCUCGACCCACGAGCCUCCACAUCCCUGGAGCUGAUCAGAACUUUCCAAUCUGAUGCAAACAGUCUCAGGAGGAUGGGAGUCUUGGCCCACAGGCAAAGCUCAGCCGUAACAUCAAGGCAUGUUCUGGGUCCAAAAGGCAGAAUUAGUAACCACCAGCCUAAGGAAGAGCCAGUUGUGGAUAAAUCCAGGAAAACCCUGCCAGAAUCAAAGACCAUAUCUCAAAAUACAAGUAUCAGAACUCAGCCAUUGCAGGCAUCUGGAUUCCUUCCUGAUUCUGCUAAUUUGCUACAUAAAAACUCUGGGACAAAUCAGGGAAAAACUACUAUGGUGAGGCAACCUGGCACAGCUCUAGGGGGAAGUCUUAAGCACCACAGCCAAUCUCCCCCAGUGAGAAGAUUCCCCACCAAGCCUCCUACUUUGGGCAAGCCCCAGGGGACCACAAACCUGGAAGGCAGCCUGAACCCAGGUGUCACUUUGCCAUGGCCAAGGCUCACAGUUAAAGAGGGCACAGACAAGAAGGACAUGAAGGUGGUGCUUCCUGGACACACAGCAGCAUGCCAAGGGACAGGUCACCCAAACCAGUCCUGCAGUUGGUUGCACAGUUCCAAAACUCAUGUACUUGAGGAUGGUUUGAAGAGAGAGCAGCUUAAACCAGAGCUGCCGAAGGCAAGUGGCAUGCAGGCUAGGCGCAUUCCAAGGACCCCAUCAGCUGCAGACCGUAAGAAACAGCUGGAGGAGUGGUUGGCAUCCAAAGGCAAGAAAUACAAGCGGCCACCAAUGGCACAGCUUCAGAAGCAGGCAGUGAAGCCAUCCUGUAGAAAGCUCAAAGCAAAAGAGAAUCAAGAGAAUCCAGAGCAGCACUGCCAAGCAACGAUCAACAACAUAUUAACUGAGUGCCUGAAGCUCGCUGAGGAGGGCGUCCAUGUAGAGGAGCUCUCAGCAGUGCUGGCCUUUGUGCCCCAGGCAGAGAAAUUUGCCAAAUUCUGGAUCUGCCAAGCAAAGCUGCUGGCCCAGAGUGGCCCCUUUGAUGUGUUGCAGCUGUACAGAGAAGCAGUCAUUGCUGGGGCUGAGCCAAUCGAGGAGCUCAGGGAAACUGUUCUCAAUAUUUUGAAGGAUGCAGGCCAAAAAUUGGAAGGAGAAAAGGCGGAGGAAUCUAUUCCUUGGGAGCCUAGGAGAUGUCCAGGUGAGAGGCAGCCCAUAGCAUCGACUCCAGGCCUGGUGGGGGGGCCCAUGACCUCCCUUCCCCCCUCAAUCAAGUUACAGGUUACACCUGCAUCCAGAGUAAGGGAAUUCCUGGAAGGCCCAGAAUUGAAAUUUCUGACACCUGUGCGGCGCUCACUACGGAUUGAGAGGGCUGGGAGUCACUACCCAGAGAUGCUGAAGGACCAUGACCCUGUGGUGUCAUCCCUCAGUGAAAUCCUGGAUGCUGAGGAGGAGACUUGCUUCUUCUUCCGGAAAAAUGUGGCUUUGCCAGAAGUGACAGAGCUGGAGGGUUUGAGUUCAUAUCCCCUCAAGAGCUCCUGAGGGGUUCC
Sturnus vulgaris (Common starling) is the source of this 2503-nucleotide messenger RNA. It is a transcript of the gene CKAP2L, whose product is annotated as cytoskeleton associated protein 2L. The record is from RefSeq and is a predicted model, not a curated record. Lineage: Eukaryota; Metazoa; Chordata; Aves; Passeriformes; Sturnidae. Gene Ontology annotation, cellular component: centrosome; mitotic spindle; cytosol.